This is a messenger RNA of Fibroporia radiculosa, 1155 nucleotides long. RefSeq lists its product as uncharacterized. Bases 1 to 1155 code for a protein of 384 amino acids. NCBI's taxonomy places the organism in Eukaryota, Fungi, Basidiomycota, Agaricomycetes, Polyporales, Fibroporiaceae. The record is from RefSeq and is a predicted model, not a curated record. The transcript has 3 exons.
AUGGUUCCUGUUGAUCCUGCAUUUCCAGACGUUCUCAGAGCUGCACACAACUUGAAGGUUCUAAAGAUAAGAGAGACCGAGUUUUUACUGAAGCAGUCUCCCGGGCUCUCGGAUGCGAUAAUAUCACUAUCGAAACUCGUCAGUGUCGAUUUCCAUUUCGGAGGCGAUGCAACCGCCCUAGUGAUCCAUAGUAUGCAGAGCACACCCAGGCGACUAGCUGUUGAAUUCAUUGAGUCCACGCCGGGCGUCCUCCCGUCAUUUACCAGGCUCUCCAAUCUUCCUAAUCUACACUCUCUCGACUUACACUCUGCACGUAUCAUAGAGCCUACUGAACCGGACGUCCGUCACUCUUGGCCCUCCGCGCGCGAAUUGAGGCUACAGUCCUGCUCUGGGUCGAUGUCAGUUUUCGUCCAAGCAUUUCCAAACCUUCGAGUUUUGUCUUUGAGCAACGUCUCAAGUGGAACAAGCCAGGGGGAGCCGAUCACUGCUUGUUGGCCUCGUCUUGAAAAGCUUUCUGCACGCCUCCCCCGGGACCUGGAACAGUGGCGAAUUACAUGCCCCGUCCAUUAUUUACUCUACGGUAAUGCCAUUACAUAUGGUGACGAGGUGGAAAACGUCUGCCUCGGUAUCAGAAAUUCCACCCCGAUUGUACUUUCAUUGUCAAUCGUGGCCACGUUCGUUCAGUGUUGGACGAAUAUCGUGAAAGAUAACCCUCGCCUGAGGGCCCUUCAUUUGUGUCUCAUUGACAGAGGGCGGUAUUAUGGCCCGGGGCCGUGCAAUCUGUCUGCAUGGAUGGACCAUGUUUUACCAGUGCUAGGGGAGUCUAAGGUGAUGUUCCUUCGUUUGGAGAUCGUCGGACUUCCGCCUGUCGAAUACAGAGAUGUAGACGAAGUGAUCGCGGAGAGAUACUCCACCCGGCUGGCGAGCGAAGUUCCAGCACUUCAAUGUCUGGCAUUAGAGAUCAUACCGAACCCUGCUGAUAACAUCUGGCCCACCGAAUCGCAGAGACGCGGCUGGUGGUGGCAAAUCAUCAACGACAAUGGCACACGAAAACUAGUGUCCAUUCCGAGAAGAAAAGGAAUGCGAGUGCAGGACUACAUGACCUCCGUUGCUUUUGAGCCCUCAAUGACGAGUAUUGAAGCAUUAUUGCAUUGA